Oryza sativa Japonica Group (Japanese rice) is the source of this 1650-nucleotide messenger RNA. RefSeq lists its product as uncharacterized. Lineage: Eukaryota; Viridiplantae; Streptophyta; Magnoliopsida; Poales; Poaceae. The record is from RefSeq and is a predicted model, not a curated record.
CUCCUGGAUGGAGUUGUUCGAACUGACGUGGUAGUACUACGUCGUCGCGGCCUUGCGGGUGUGGAGCUUCCCCUUCACCACCCCUGCCGACGUAUGGUAGGGAUGUACACGCACUCCCCCCGGGUGGUGGGCGGCGGCGGAGACGGAGGCAGAAGCGGCGGCGGCGGCGGCGGCGCGAGGACGGUGGCGGCGCUCCAUCCGAAGCUUCUAGAAUACUAGUACUACUUUAGUGGAGGCUUUGGGGAUUGGAUAUCCGAGGCCGUCGAUGACGUGGAGUGCGCCACAAGAAGCAGCCGUGGCAUGGGCCCCACCUGUCGGUGACUGCGUGGGUCCCACCUGUCGGUGACGCGAAAAGCCCGCUUAUAAAUUUACGACUUCACCCCCCCCGACCUCUCUCUCCCUCCCUUUCCCUCCAUCCGCAACGGCUACCAAAGCCAGAGCCCAGAAGCCACGAACGAAAUCCCCUUUCCGCUCGAAUCCCCCCGCCGCAGCGGCGGAUCGGGGAAGCCACGGCUCCUUCUCCGGCCGGCCGUCGCCUCGCCCGGAUCCCCUCCGCCGGCCGGAAGCCACGGCUCCUCUCCCGGCUUCGCAGCCCCUCCCUCCGCCUCCGCCUCCGGUGACCGCCCGGUGAUCGAUCGGGGACUACUCCAUCAACUCGACGCGCUUCGCCUUCCUCGCCGUCGAAGCGGAGAUGGAGCCGAUCAAUAUCACCUCGGUUCGCGAGUUGGAGGAGGCUAUAGGCAAGUACGGCGCCGGGGAGAGCGUACGGGUCACCAUCAACGUGGCCAACGUUUUCGAGGCCGAUGAGCUGCUUCGGCUCAUCGGCGAUCGGGAGCUCGAGGUUCGUUGGGAGCUGAGUCCCGGGGGCAUGGAUAUGCUGAGAUCCGCGGCGGACUACUACCUCAAUCUCGACCUCCUCUACGAGUUCAUGGACCUUAUGCGGCUGGAUCUGCGCGACGGCGUCCCUGUCAAGAAAUCGUUGUUCGAUUGGAUCCGGACCGCCUCCACGGAUGUGCUUACUUCUUCUCACCCAUCGUCGACUCGUCGCAUCCUGGAACAAAUCACGCUGGAGGCACAGCUAAUCGGGCGAGUGGCCAAGGGAUUGGGCUUCGGGGCGGAUGACGUGCAGCAGUAUCUCAUCACCCCGCACGAAAUGUCAUGGUAUCUGGAAGAGGAUGCAGUUGCGGUAAGAAAGAGGAGAGCAAGUUUGAGUUCGGGUGAUGCCGCCACGAGUGAUGUUGCUGCGGGAGCGAGUGAUCCUGUGGAGUUGCUCAAAAACCACAAGCAGAGGCUGCUGGACAAGGUUGCGCAUCUGCAACAGGUGAUAUCUUCAUCGAAAUCUGCCCCUUACAUCUCACAGUUAGAGCAGUAGAAAUCACAAGAACUAGAAUGCAUUUCAAAGAGUCUCACAUGGCAUGGUACGCAUAGGCCAUUAGAAGUAGAGCUCUGAGUACACCAGGAUCAGGAUGCACUUGCAAGACUUCCACAUGACACAGCAGAAAUCAACUAGUAGUACGGCUUUACUUCAGUGUGGAGUUGCAGUUUUUCGUUUGACUUGACUAUUGUAAACAGCUGGUUUAUGUCAACAAAUAAGACCACCAGUUUCUGGUUUUACUUGCAGAAGAAAGUAUUGUGCACUGAUACCAUCAA